Molecule: messenger RNA, 1686 nt
Organism: Cryphonectria parasitica EP155
Lineage: Eukaryota; Fungi; Ascomycota; Sordariomycetes; Diaporthales; Cryphonectriaceae
Exons: 4
Coding region: 1-1686 (561 amino acids)
Source: RefSeq, a predicted model, not a curated record
AUGAAUAACGAGAGCACAACCAAGGCCCCCAAGGAUAAAAUCUGCGCCUAUUGCCGACAGGCUUUCACAUCAUCCUCUCUUGGCAGACAUCUUGAUCUCUACAUCAAAGAGAAAAAUCCCAAGGCGCCUGACGGCAUCCAUAACGUCGACGAGAUCCGGAAGCUCCGGGGCAGCAUCACACGUCGCCAGCCUAGGGGCGGUGGCCGGAGGGACACCACGGCCUCGGCAGCCACCGGCAAAGAGGGCAAUGAUGGAACGACCGCCCUUCACAAGGGAAAUCCGCAACGGGCUGCCAACCGACAGACGAUGAAAUCUUCCCUGGAGGUCAGACAGAAAUUUCAAGAUGCUCUCGACACGGCAAAGGCUGCGGAAUUGGCACUGCGUGAAAUGAUCAGCUCGUGGAGGGCUGCCAAGCACCAGUUUGACUUUGAAUCCAUGCCUUUUGACUUCAAUCCGCUUUCUUUAGACUUUCCUGGGCUUUGUCUUCAAUGUUUGAAGCCACCGCCGACGCUACACUCCUCCACACCAUACUCUACCUUGACUUCCUGGUCUCUUGAUCCUCCAGGGCAGAAACAACAUGCCGCCCUCUCCACUUAUUUCCGGGAGGAAUUUCGACAGUGGAAAGCCUCCUGCACCGCUGUCACGAUGGCCAUGGCGGAGGAACUGACGUACCCGCCCUCCCAGGCCACAACACGACAGGAGGAUGCUAGAGAGCUGGUCCAGAAGGCCGAAAUGGCAGCAGAGUCGCUCGAGGCGCAGGUAGCAGAACAUUUGUCGACCGUCUUCUAUGCCUGGGAGCAAUUGCCAGCCCCAAGGCAGCAGGAACUAUGGAGUCUGGAGAUGGCAAGGAGUGUUGGGAGGAAACAGGAACAGCUCGAGGCCCUGAAAGAGACGCAGCAUUCCCUUAGGCAGGAGAACACGAACCUCAAGGCCCAGAUCGACAGCCUCAACCAACAGCAGCAGCCCAAGGAGUUCAGACUUGUCCCACCGAUGACGCUAAGGGUAGAUCCGAAGCUGGUGGAUCUAUGGACCGAAGGAGGCGUCGGUGGCCAGCGCUCGGCUAUGAUGGAAGACCGCCACGCAGACCUUGGUACAGUGGUGUCAGGUGCCAUCGAGAGAUGGAAGAACGUGGUCGUGACCUCAAGGGUCACGAGCAGCAUGAUCUCGCAGAGAAAUUUCGAUGCAUCCGCCACGACACCUCUGCAGACCCCCACGUCAGCUACUUACCCCGUAACGCCGGAUGUUCCGAAGGCGACACGGCAACAGCCGGGGUUUGAAACCCGGCAGUCCCGGUAUCCACAGUCCUCGCCGAACGUUCAGUCAUCUGUGGCUCGGAAUGUGUCCGUCAGUUCUGUCGGCCCAAUGAUGGGAUCGACGAGCGAGACGAAGCCAUCCGCCGCUAGCACACCGUCGGAGUCACAAAUGGACUCAGAUGAGGACGCUGAUGCUGAUGCUGAUGAGGAUGAGGAUGCGGACCAUCCAUCCACUCUUCGACCGAACACGUACCCCCAGAGAGCCAGUAACUACGCCGACCCCGGCGUCCUUGCCGCCCAACAACAACAACAACAACAACAACAACAGGUCCACAUGAGCCAACAAGCCUUCGAUCACCAAAUGCAGAACCUGACCCAUCACCUCAACCAGGGGGGACAUGGAGGACACAAUAUGGGUUGGGAUAAUCAAUGA